Tripterygium wilfordii is the source of this 2895-nucleotide messenger RNA. Its product is annotated as probable receptor-like serine/threonine-protein kinase At5g57670. The record is from RefSeq and is a predicted model, not a curated record. The transcript is spliced from 10 exons. Bases 594 to 2675 code for a protein of 693 amino acids. Lineage: Eukaryota; Viridiplantae; Streptophyta; Magnoliopsida; Celastrales; Celastraceae. Gene Ontology annotation, biological process: protein phosphorylation. Gene Ontology annotation, molecular function: ATP binding; protein kinase activity.
CCUGUAUUUCUUAAAGAAAAUAAAAUAAAUAACGACCUUUUUUCGCGGGAACUCCUUCUGUGCCUCUCACUUGCCUUGCCGACACUUUCUUCUCCCGAUUUUUUAUUUUGUUUCUUUAUAUAAGUUAACCCAUUUUGCUUCACUGAUCUUCAUCGUCGCCACAGCACCCUUGUUUUUAAUUUUUAAUUAGUUUCUUAAUCUCUUUGAAUUUUUUGUUUUUUGUGCGAAUACUGGAGAUUGAAACGUGUUGCAUGUAGUAGGUAGCUGCUGAAGUUUGAUUUUGUCUUGUUCUGUUUAUCUUGUCAUGUUUGAUUCAACACUUUUUUCGUAAUAUUUUAAUUUUUUCAAUUUGUAGUGGGUAUUGAACGAACUUUGUUUUAUUUCAAGUAAGAACAUUUAACUUUUUUUUUGGGUCUUUUAGUAUUUGGAAUAAGGAUGUUUUAGGGAAAAUGGAAAUCUAUUAAUGGGUGUCAGUAAUGGUCACCAAAUUGUGGCCUCACUUGCCCAGUUAGGCAAUGGUGGAUUGGUGGGGAACUGAAUUUCUUAUCCUAGGUUUCAGUAAUACAGGUGGGUUAUGAUGGGGAGAGAUUGAAAUGGUAAUUUUUAGGGCAAAAAUGGUGGCUGAGGGGGAAGCUGAUUUUGUUGAGCAUGAGAAGAAGCAUGUCUUGGUCGGGGUUCGAAUUGAUGACCAGAGCCAAGAGCUGAUCAGCUGGGCUCUUGUCAAAGUUGCUGAACCUGGAGAUUCUGUGACUGCAGUUCAUGUUUGUCGUAGUUCCGUUCAUGCUUUGAAACACAAACCAUUGUUGGAUAGCUAUCUGGAAACAUAUAAAGGCCUAUGUUCUCUGAAAAAGGUUGAGCUCACAGGUCAUGUCUUGACAGGAAGAUGUACUGGGAAGGUAUUGGUUAGAGAGGCAAAGAAAAACUCUGCUGUGGCUCUAGUUUUGGGGAUGAGCAAGCAAAGUGUUCUCUGGUGCUGUAAAGCGAAGUAUUGUGCUAAACGAUUGCCUCCAACUACCAAUGUUUUGGCCAUCCAUAAUGGGAAAAUAGCCUUCAGAAGGUGCAACAAUAAUCAACUAACAGGACUAGAAGGAGAUCCUAAACCCAGUCUUAUUUCAUGUGAAAUUUCCAGUGCCAAAGCAAGCCUAUCUGAAUUUGAUGAUUCUGAGGUGGAGACUGAAGUAUCUAGUUUUAGUUUUGACACGGUCGAAAACUCCGUAGUUGAAAGAAGAAAUGGUAGUGGAGACUCAAACGAUGAGAUCUCAAAUCUUGUAAUUGAACCUAAGAAAGUCACUUUGAGAUCGACUUCUCUAUUUGCUGAAUACAUCUUAGACCAGCAGCCUGGUUGGCCUCUGCUUCUGAGAGUAAGUUCAAAGUGUCACGCAAGAAAAUUGUCCGUGGUUCAUUGGGCUAAGAGCCUACCUGAUCGUUCCCCGCAGCAAACCCCUCAACGCUUGCCUUUGCAAAGAAUUUCAUUAGAAAGCGUGGGAAGGGGCAAUGUUACUGAGAGUAUUAGCUUUAUCCCAUCUCCAUUAAUUGAGUUGCAGAAUGACUUGGAGAGUAUCUUGAAAACGAACUCAUCUGAUUGCAAAUGGUUUAGUUAUGAAGUCCUAAGAGCUGCAACUUGUCAGUUCUCUUUAGGAAACCUUAUUGCAAAAGGAGGAUGUAAUCGUGUAUACAAGGGCGUACUACCUGAUGGCAAGCCAGUGGCAGUAAAGAUUUUGAAGUCAUCAAAAGAAGCCUUAAAGGAAUUUGCUCAUGAAGUUAAAAUCAUCUCCUCUUUGAAGCACAAACACAUCGCACCUCUUCUCGGGCUCUGCAUUGAAAAUAAUCAUCUCCUUUCUGUUUACAGUUUCUUGUCCGAAGGUAGCUUAGAAGAAAAAUUGCAUGGUAACAAAAAAGAUAAAUCAGUACUUUCAUGGGAAGUGAGAUUUAAUGUAGCUGUUAAAAUGGCUGAAGCCCUAAGUUACCUACAUAUCGAAUGUUCUCGGCCUGUAAUUCAUAGAGACGUCAAGUCUUCAAACAUUCUUCUGUCAGAUGCGCUUGAACCUCAGCUAUCAGAUUUUGGAUUGGCAAUAUGGGGACCAACAUCUUCAUCUUUCAUCACGCAAGGAGACGUAGUGGGAACAUUUGGUUAUCUUGCUCCUGAAUACUUCAUGUAUGGAAAAGUCAGCGACAAGAUCGAUGUUUAUGCUUUUGGGGUAGUUCUACUUGAACUGUUAUCAGGAAGAGAACCGAUUAGUUCCAGGACUUCCAAGGGCCAGGAGAGCUUGGUCAUGUGGGCAAAGCCAAUGUUAGAGCGUGGCGAUGUGAGAGGUAUACUUGAUACAAAUUUGGAUGGAAAAGUCGACGAGACACAACUGCAGAGAAUGCUUCUUGCCGCAACACGCUGCAUCACACGAUCAGCUAGGCUGCGUCCUAAAAUGAACGAGAUACUUACGCUAUUAAGUGGGGAGAAAGAUGGAGAAAACCCCGAAAAUGAGGAUCAGCAAGAAAACCAAGAAGACAAUGAUGAUGAAGUAUACCCAAAUUCAAGUGCAGAAUUGCAUUUGAGUCUAGCACUGCUUGAUGUUGAUGACGAUUCAUCGUUUAGCAGUCUAGAACAGAGCAAUAAUCAUUCUUUCGAAGAGUAUGUGAAAGCAAGGUGCAGCAGAUCGUCGAGCUUCAACAUCAACUAGUUCUCUCUUGCAGUCUCCUGAAAACUUCUCCUCCCAAUGCCAAGUAUUCCAUAAAACUUGAAUUGUGCUGUUGCUUAUACCUUUACAGUUUAGUCCAUGAGUUUGAGUUUGUGAGAAUAGACAAGUAGAAGUGGCAUGUAAAAGGUGACAUCAGGGAAGGAUGAUAGAUGAACUUUAUCUGCUAAUAAGACAUCCCCAUGUCACAAUUCACUUUCUUUAA